AAAAAAAUGUAAACAAACCAAUCGGUCUAAUCAUAACAAACCCACCAAAAGCCAUCGUGGCUACGGAGAUACUCAUUCGCGAUCAAAAAAUAGUGCUAAAAUGAGCAGCAGUUAUUACUUUGCCAUCGUUGGCCACAACGAUAAUCCCAUAUUCGAAACCGAGUUCGUUACGGUGAAUAAGGAAGCGAAGAAAGAAGACCAUCGUCAUCUGAACCAAUUCAUUGCGCACGCCGCACUCGAUCUGAUCGACGAGCACAAAUGGAAAACGAACAACACGUACCUGAAAUCGAUCGACAAGUUUAACCAAUGGUUCGUGUCCGGGUUUGUGACGGCCAGCCAUCUGCGGUUCGUGAUGGUGCACGACAACCGGAACGAUGAAGGUAUCAAGAACUUCUUCAACGAGAUGUAUGAGACGUACAUCAAAUAUCUGAUGAAUCCGUUCUACAUGCCCAACACGCCGAUCAAGUCGCUGGCGUUCGAGAAGAAGGCCCAGCUGUAUGGGAAAAAGUUUCUCGGAACGUAAUGUGCCGCCACCUGCCGGCACAGUAAGAAGCGGACGGUAUGGGUUAAGGGUUUUGAGAAAAAAAGCAUUCGAAAUCGUUACAAUUAGCUUACGAAUAAGAUAUAUACAUUGAAAGUCAUCUACUCAAGUAA
Anopheles coluzzii is the source of this 654-nucleotide messenger RNA. It is a transcript of the gene Trs20, whose product is annotated as probable trafficking protein particle complex subunit 2. Lineage: Eukaryota; Metazoa; Arthropoda; Insecta; Diptera; Culicidae. The transcript is spliced from 2 exons. Gene Ontology annotation, cellular component: cytoplasm; TRAPP complex; nucleus. Gene Ontology annotation, biological process: endoplasmic reticulum to Golgi vesicle-mediated transport. Bases 101 to 523 code for a protein of 140 amino acids. The record is from RefSeq and is a predicted model, not a curated record.